Schistosoma guineensis is the source of this 2656-nucleotide messenger RNA. NCBI's taxonomy places the organism in Eukaryota, Metazoa, Platyhelminthes, Trematoda, Strigeidida, Schistosomatidae. The record is from the annotation of a GenBank genome assembly.
UGAACUUUUAGCGGUGGGAUGAACAAGAUGACAUCUCAUCUGGAAUUUCCGUAAUCGUGUUAGCACUAAGCUUAUUAUCAGUUUUUUUCCAAUGCAAUCCAAUUUGCCUUCAAAUUGUUCUUUGGAAAAUAAGUUGGAACACCUAAAUGUAUGUGGAAACUCAUUCGGGUAUGGCCAUAAUUCUUCUUCGCAAUAUAAAUUAAGGGAUAAGACUGGAUAUCCCCCAGACACACCGCAAAAGUAUGUCAAUGACAUGAAAACAGCAAGACAUAACACAAGAGCGAUGUUGUUUGAUUCUGAAAGAGGCCCUUUGAGCCCGAAAGCUACUGAAAAUAAUUAUUGCAGAGCAAGUCCUAGCCCUAUGGUUAACAGACCAAGUACAGUUUUUAGCCCAGUUGGUGGACCUUCAAGUUCAUUUGAAAAAAUUCGUCAAGAUCUUCUCCAAUCAGGCCAUUUGUUUUGCGAUUCUGCUUUUCCAGCUGAUGACUCAAGUCUUUAUUACAGUCAAAGACCACCAUGUCAAAUUGUCUGGAUGCGUCCAAGUGAAAUAGUUGCUGCGAACAGUGGAGGUGGUUCCAUGGGCAUAACCCCAAGAAAGAUAUCAACACCAGAAUUCAUUGGUGAAGGUGGAAUCAAACUCGGUGAACUGAGACAGGGAGAAUUAGGAGAUUGUUGGGUAGUUGCUGCAUUGGCUGCUAUAGCCAGCCAACCGAGUCUUCUUAGUCGUACUAUUCCUACUGGACAGUCGUUUCGAGUAGAAUGGUAUGCUGGCAUAUUUGCCUUUCGAUUCUGGCGUUUUGGGCGUUGGGAAGAAGUUUAUAUUGAUGAUCGUCUUCCAGUUAAAUCUGGUGGUCAACCGUUGUUUGUACAUUCUGGACGUUUAACAGAAUUUUGGCCAACGUUAUUGGAAAAAGCUUACGCAAAACUAAAUGGGUCAUAUGAAGCUUUGAAUGUUGGACUUGUCGGAGAUGCAAUGGAUGAUCUGACUGGUGGUUUAACAGAAUCAUAUACACUUCCAGGGGCAGAAGACCACGGACUUCAACCUCCAUCCGACUUAGACGAUAUAUUAAUAAAAUCUUUUGAUCGUCGAAGUUUGAUUACAGCUCGCAUAAAGACUAAAGGAGUACCUGGUCCAGGUUUUGUCAUACCGGUAGGAUUUGUACCUGGUCAAGCAUUUGGUUUAACAGAUUGUCGAAAGCUUCGAUUGACGGAUGCAUCAGGAAGUCGUUUACUCCGUUUAGUUCGCUUAAGAAAUUUAUGGCCUUCAGUUCGUGUGGACUGGACAGGUGCAUGGUCAGAGGGUUCAACAGAAUGGCUUAGUCUUCCACCACAAGACCGCUUAAAAGUUGGCUUGGUGAAAGCUCAAGAAGAGUUUUGGAUGUCCCUUGAAGAUUUUAUUGCCAAUUUUGACUAUUUGGAUAUUUGUCAUCUAACAGAGCCACCUCCAGUAAUUUCUAAAUCUUCUAGUGCUUAUCAUUCCUUACAUAAUUUCCCAUCAGUUCACUUACGUGGUCGAUGGCUUCGAGGUGUGUCAUGUGGAGGUCGACCAUACAUCCGUGCAAGUCACUGGGCGAAUCCUCAAUUUCGACUGGUGAUUAAUUCACCUGAUCCAAAUGAUCCUGAUGGGUUUGCUACAACCGUAAUUGCUUUAAUGCAAGCUGACCGUCGUCGUCUACGUCAUCGUGCUCCUCGACUCGCAUCUAUUGGAUUUGUUUUAUAUCGGCUUCCAGCUGGUGCUAAUCCACCAAUGCCACGUGGAUUUUUUGAAACUAAUCAUCAUAUAGCUAGUGUGGAUUUUUUCUUCGAUUCUAGAGAAGUUGUUAAACGGUUAAAAUUAACACCAGGUCAUUAUCUUCUUGUUCCAUGUACAUAUGCAGCUGAUCAACCAGGUGAAUUUUUAUUACGUUUAUUAUUUGACAAUCCGGAUAGAAUUUGCGAACCCACUUUGGAACGCGUAGAACUUAGUGGUUUAGCUGCAACUGGACCAGAGCUUGAUCCAAACUAUGAAUUAUUUCAGCCACGUCUUAGACGAUUAUUUUAUGAAGCUUCAGGUGAAUCGAUGGCUGUUGAUGCAUUUCAGUUGGAACCAAUACUUAAUUGUCUUUUGCGAGAUGAUCAUCGGGCACCAUACAGUAUGGUUAGUACAGAUGCUUGUCGAUCUCUGGUAGCCCUUCUCGAUCGUGAUGGGACAGGACGUUUGUGUGAAUCAGAUUUUCGGCGAGUCUGGGAUAUUCUACGAUCAUGGUCUCGUCUGUUUGCAAGUUUUGAUCCACAGAGAACUGCUCAUGUAACGAGUUUGGACUUCCGAAUUAUUGUUGAACAAGCGGGUUAUACUCUUCCACACACACUAUUUUCCAAACUUGUGAACCGAUUUGUUAAUGUAGAUUGGCGUCUUGAUUAUCCGCAUUUUAUCAGCGCUAUGUCACUUAUAACAAAAGCAGUUGCAAUUUUUAAGAAUUUUGAUCAUGGUGGACGAGCUGUUCUGCCCUUGGAACAAGUAGGCUUUUAGGUUUUCCUGUUUUUGUUUUUUUUUUUCGUUUUAUUUAUUGUAUCCAUUGUUUUGAUAAUUAACUCCAGAAUUAUCAUAAAUAAAUUUAUUUUUAGGGAUACAAGUUAUUCGACAAUGUACAUCUCGAUGUACAAUGAAACAAGUACA